UAAAUUUGUUCUUUGUCUAUAACCUCUAAAUUUUUGACAUGCAAUUAUUCGUUGCCUUAAUGACAAUUUAUAUAUAAAACGUAAAAUUUUUUUUAAUUAUAAAAGAAACAUGGACAAAAAUAAAGAUAUUAUUGUAUGUGUACCAGGACAAAGGUUAUGUAUUUCUGACAAAGUUAAUAUUGCUGGACCAGGAACUUAUGAACAACAAGGCUAUAUUUAUUCGAAAUUAGCUGGUUUAGUAAAAUUAGUAGAAAAAGAAAAUACUCGAACUGUUGAAGUCCAUGGAAUAACAGAACAAAGUAUUGUUCCUGCACCUGGUGAUAUUGUAACUGCUAUGGUUACUAUUGUUAAUCAGAGAUUUUGCAAAUGUAGUAUAAAAUGUAUAGGUGACAUUGUAUUGACAAGACCUUAUAGAGGUAUUUUAAGGAAAGAAGAUGUACGAGCAAUAGAUAAAGAUAAUAUUCAAAUGUACAAAUGCUUCAGACCUGGAGAUAUUAUUCUUGCUAGAGUUAUGCCAAUGACAGAAGGACAUACUUAUCAAUUAAGUACAGCAGAAAAUGAACUAGGUGUAGUGAUAGCACAUAGUGAAGAAGGUGUAGCUAUGAUACCCAUUAAUUGGACACAAAUGCAAUGUCCUAAAACAUUACGAAAAGAGUUCAGAAAAGUAGCAAAAGUAAUUCCAGAGCAUGUUAUUGCAGAUCAAUAAUUUAAUAUUAAUAUUUUUUUUAUAUUCUAUUCAUUUGAAAAAAAAACAAAAUAAAAUAUCAAUUAAAGUA
Apis mellifera (honey bee) is the source of this 776-nucleotide messenger RNA. RefSeq names its product exosome complex component CSL4 (gene Csl4). NCBI's taxonomy places the organism in Eukaryota, Metazoa, Arthropoda, Insecta, Hymenoptera, Apidae. Gene Ontology annotation, biological process: RNA processing. The record is from RefSeq and is a predicted model, not a curated record. Gene Ontology annotation, molecular function: RNA binding. Bases 110 to 706 code for a protein of 198 amino acids. Gene Ontology annotation, cellular component: nuclear exosome (RNase complex); cytoplasm. The transcript is spliced from 5 exons.